GCGAGAAGGCGACAUAAUGGAGCCAGUCUGCGUGGACUUGUCACAGCUUCUUGAAAUAGCAGCAAAAAACGACUCGAGCGUCAGAUAUCGCAGCGCGCUAGCACUCCCAUUAUCUAAGACUGAAACUACGUCUUUCUCUUUCUCUACUACCCAAGGACUGCAAACGCUUUGGUCAGAAAUCAUAGCUGAACAUCAAUCUGGACAAUCGUUCUGGACAGCAUUUUCUCGGCCGAUCGUAGACAAUUUGCGACGCGCUGCAACGUCUCUACAUAUUUUCGACAAUGUCACCAGGAACAUCAUGACACAAGGUGCUGCUGCAGAGAGGGGCAUCAACAAAGAUGACAAGAAGGGCAGAAGAAAGGGUAAAGGCAAGAAUGGCAAGGAUGGCAAGAAUGCGGUGAACGAGAACAGGAGUGUCUCUGGACCUGGAACUUGUGUUGACCCGUCGGCAGAGCAGGGAGCCGGUGGCUUCCAAGCAGCCACUGUUAGGUUCGUGAAGUCGCGUGGUAGAUUCGAAAUUUUCGGAGGGAGCUUAAGUGACGCAGAACGGGCCGCGAAGAGCCUUGCUCGCAGAAUCCUGCGAUUAUCCAAACCGGAGGCCACGUUAUUUAAGGCUGCUCAACUUUCAUUGGUCAUUGAGGUUGCUCACUGAGAUCGCAGAAGAGUAGUCCCCUUGAAAGAACCAACAGGGGAAAACAAGGGGAGAGGCAUGGGGCCCUUUUCUUUAAGAAUCAGUGACCAAUGAAUGUCGGCCUUUAAUUUAUGCUACGUGCCAGAGGUGAAACGAUACACAAAGUCUUUUGUCGCACGCCUUUGUGCGGUAGUGAACGAACUGCGAGCGUACUCUUCGGACGUUCGAUUCGUGAUACGAAUUGGAAAUGUCGUGAAUGCACCUAGCUUCGAGGACGUGCCAGAGGACCGUGAUCUAGAUGAGAACUCCCGACUACGUGCUAAUACUGAAGAAGACGCACAUCAUCAGGUACAACACCGAACUUCUUUUCUACUAUCACACACUCAGCAUCUUCUGGUGCUCCCCCAGCAUGUCGAUGUUCCUGGGGAGGAUCUUUUUUUGGCACAGGCACAGCAACAGUUCCUUCAGCGGUCUUCUGCAACAGGAAUCUCGGAGUUCGAGCGCCUUUCGCAGAGGUUCGUAGGUGGAGCAGAGCGACUUAGCAGUAGUACAACACUGCAAGAACGAGAAAAAAUCGUUAUCGCGGUGCAAACAGCACAAGCUCCGAAGAUCCUUCAUGAGGUUGUCAAAGCUCUUGAUAGCGGUGUCUUAAUGCAGAUGAAGAACCGCGAAAAUUCUAUUCGUAGUUCAAACAAGAAGAACAGCAGCACGUCGAAGACCAAGACGAACGUGGGAAAGAGAUGCGUAAUGUGUCACAGGGGCACCUCGUCCACUGGUGGGCGUGACCACAACCAAACAAGUGCCGUCCAAACAGUCACUCGUCCACAGGGGUUUCAGCUCACGUUGUGCGGUUGCACUUUCUGCCGUGAAUGUUUCCGUCACUCCAUACUUCGCAGCACUGCCGAGACUGAGAAAGCACACUGCGAAUUGUGUAGCAGUCCGAUUUUGGCAAGCGAUUGUCGAAAUAUCAUUCAACCGUGGUGGAAUGCGGCCUCGGAUACCGAAAGAGCUCGUUUUGACCGCGAGUGGGAGCAAAUCGGCAAUCGGAUCGUCGAACGCUGCGCGCAAGAAAUGACUGCCGAUGCCGGCGCUGCGUCUUCGUCUAUUGCAGGCGGUUCCAGGGCAACCUCAUCCUCGGGAGUUCCUGACAGGGAUAUGCUUACUUGCCCAGACUGUGCAACCACGAACGUCUUCAACACGAAGAUGAUGAGUAGCAGUAGUAUUUAUACACCUAGUAGAACUAGAAGUAGUUCUUCUUCUUUUUCGUCCAAUUUUACUUCUAGUACUAAAGGUCAACAGAGCUGCAAAGAGAAGGGGCCUUCGAAGGGAAAGGCCAAGGGACAGGGCAAAAAGGGCCACACAAAUAGUGCUGGUGGUGACCACAACGUUACGACAAAUUUUGUUCGAUGCAGGAACUUCCGUGGAAAUUGCUCCAAUUAUCUCUGCGUCACCUGCGGCCAAGUUGUGCAUACCCAUGAGCAAUACAGCAUAUGCCGCUCUAAGCAGUGUCUAGUCGCGUCGCAAUAAUAAGCUACAGCACCACCUUGGAACCUUAUCAAGCACUGAGUGCGAACAGAAUGAAAAUAGUAACAAAAAUAUUAUAUUAAUAUUAAGUACUUUAUAAGUUCGAGUUUUGAAAACACAGAAACCCCUCAUUUGUGUUGAAAGAUAUUUUAGUUCAUAUUCCUAAGCUAAGUUUCGACGCAAUGGAAAGAUUGUGCAUCAAUUAUUCAUUAAAGUUUGUGCGUGGGCAUGGAAAUUUUGGAUGGCAACAUUUUGUGGUUGUGUGUGUAGUUGUAUGUAGUAAAAUCUUAGGUAGUGGCAGGAGCUGACCAUUCCAAUUUUUUGAUCUCUGUAAAUUCCUCGAACAUGCAUCUUUAUUGAUUCCUAUAAGUCUUUUUUAGUUCGGUGAGUGGCCCCUGGAAGUGUAAAGUCUUUUUCUCUUUCUCUCCCUCCUUCUAGUACUUCGCGGAUCUGCUGACUCUUAUGGCUUCUUGGAAUGACUUAGGUGCACAUGUAUCGUUUUCAAGCACUCAGUUCUUCGCCUACCAAGCUCAUUUCCUAAUACUGAGCUGAAGCUAGAAAUAUUUGAUGAGGACAGAUGACCCUUUUCUGGAGGAGGAGGAUCAGCGUUUUUCUACAAAGUACCCAUGAAAAUAUCAUCACAUCCCCUUGUUCCACUUGUACGAUAAGAAAAAUUUCGAUCAUUUAUCCUCCAAUAAGGUUGGAGGAAGAAAACUACAUGGCAGUGCUUCCAUACAUAAUAAGUUCAUCGUUGCAUCUAUUCUCUCGUACUCGUGCCCAAAAAUGAUGCUAGCAUGCAAUUGGAUUGACAAAACGGACUAGACUUAGCUGGUUGAGGCGGCUUACUGUGGUCGUGUCUGGACCUUGUAAUUAUCGACCAAAGUGAGGAGGACCUUGUACUAGUAGAGGUGAAGAUGAAACAAACGGUGGAAGAUGAAAAUGGUACUAGC
This is a messenger RNA of Amoebophrya sp. A25, 3105 nucleotides long. The record is from the annotation of a GenBank genome assembly. NCBI's taxonomy places the organism in Eukaryota, Dinophyceae, Syndiniales, Amoebophryaceae.